Pseudopodoces humilis (Tibetan ground-tit) is the source of this 2017-nucleotide messenger RNA. NCBI's taxonomy places the organism in Eukaryota, Metazoa, Chordata, Aves, Passeriformes, Paridae. The record is from RefSeq and is a predicted model, not a curated record.
GGAGGCCGCGGCCGGGCCGGGCCCUGUGAGGGGGAGAGCGGGGGGCUCCGCCGGCUCCUUCCCCAUCCCUCGGACAGCGCUUCCCUGCGGGAACCCCGGGCAUGGAGACCGCGGGCCUUCCCACCAAGGAGUUGAGACUACACUUAGUUACCUGGAAUGUGGGCACAGCUUCUCCCCCUCCUGAUGUCACGAGUUUACUUCAGCUCAACUCAGUGAGCCCCACCACGGAUAUGUACGUUAUAGGCUUACAGGAGGUGAAUUCAAAAAUCACAAAUUUUCUGUCUGACUUGGCAUUUGAUGAUCCAUGGAGCAUUUUUUUCAUGACCGUCUUGUCUCCUUUGGGAUAUAUCAAGCUCUCCUCAGUUCGCAUGCAGGGGUUGCUGCUUCUGAUCUUUGUGAAGCACGUGCACCUUCCCUUCAUCCGGGACAUCCACACCCACUACACCCGGACAGGCCUCUAUGGCUACUGGGGGAACAAAGGAGGAGUCAGCGUCCGCAUGUCCAUCUUCGGACACACGAUCUGUUUCAUGAACUGCCACUUGCCAGCUCACAUAGAGAACACAGAGCAGCGACUGGAUGACUUUGAGAAAAUUCUGGAAAUGCAAUUUGAAGGAGAGAAUGUUCCAAGUCCCUUGGAUCAUGAGGUUCUCUUCUGGUUUGGAGAUCUAAACUUCCGGAUAGCAGAUUAUGGGAUACACUUUGUCAGAGAAUCAAUCAACAACAAGCGUUUCAAUCUGCUCUGGGAAAAGGACCAGUUAAAUAUGGCAAAAAAGAAUGAACCAUUUCUGAAGGAAUUCAAAGAGGGUCCUCUGCAGUUUAAGCCCACCUACAAGUUUGACCUUUACUCAGAGGUCUAUGACACAAGUGAGAAGAAAAGAAAGCCAGCAUGGACUGAUAGAAUUCUAUGGAAAGUGAAAAAUCUCAGUGAGGUUGCAUCAAAAGAAGGCGAAUUCCCUGAAGAAGAGAACCUGAUUUCUGUUACUCUGAAUAACUAUGUCAGUCACAUGAGCUAUGGCAUCAGUGAUCACAAACCUGUCACAGGAACUUUCAAGCUUGAGAUGAAGCCUCUUGUCUCGGAUCCCUUGGUCAUGCUGAAUCCUGAGGGUGAGUGGAGUGCAGAGCAUGAUGUUCUCAUCCGCUAUUCUGCGGUGCCUGAGUUCCCCAGCAGUUCUUGGGACUGGAUUGGGCUCUUCCAGGUGACUUUCAGGCACAUGAAGGAUUAUGUUACUUAUGCUUGGGUGGAAGAUGAUGAAAUUUCUUCCAACAGACACAGCAAACAAGUUUACAUGAGUGCUUCAGAAAUACCUAAGGCAGGAGGAGAAUUUUUGCUCUGUUAUUAUAGCAAUAACUUGCAGUCAAUAGCUGGCAUCAGUGAACCUUUUCAGAUUCAGCCUAGCCGAACACCAGUAGAAAAGGAUCUGCCAGAGGAAGGGAGCAGUUGGCUGCAGAAACCUGACAAUCCAGAAUCAGGAGAUUCUGUGGAGAGCCCGAAGAGCAGUGGGCUUUGAAUUCCAGACCACAGCUGGCGAUUUACUGUGGACCAAGAUCCAGUUUCUUCUAAGCAGGGUGCAUCUGCUGGGCAGCAGCAGCUCAGAGGGAGCCAUGCAGCCUCUUUUCAGGGGCAAGACACUCGAGAUCCUUUGUGUUUGUGGGAGCUGAGAGCCCUCUGUCACUGGACACAGAAGCUGCAUUUUGUAAACUGAUCCUUUGAACCACGGGACUUCCUGGAAAAUGCCCCCAGCAGCUGGGAUUGGAACUGCUUAUGUGUAAGGAGGAUGCUGCACAGAACUCUGCACUUCUUUCUUCAGUAUUAUGCACACAGAGGCACUUUUGUUUACUACUGUUACCUAUGGUAGCUUUUCAAACUAUUCCAUGACCUGUAAUGAUGCAAUUUCUGAUGAAAUUUAUCUUUUCUUAAAACACCUUUAAUUGGAUGUUAUAAUCACUGGAAAUGUUUUUAUACUCAUGUGUUUUUCUUUUCAUGUACCUCUAAAAUAAAUCCUGGCAGUGAAGUGUU